Molecule: messenger RNA, 2114 nt
Organism: Cottoperca gobio
Lineage: Eukaryota; Metazoa; Chordata; Actinopteri; Perciformes; Bovichtidae
Gene: oxsm
Product: 3-oxoacyl-ACP synthase, mitochondrial
Exons: 2
Coding region: 31-1431 (466 amino acids)
Biological process (GO): fatty acid biosynthetic process
Cellular component (GO): mitochondrion
Molecular function (GO): 3-oxoacyl-[acyl-carrier-protein] synthase activity
Source: RefSeq, a predicted model, not a curated record
CCAAAGCUACAAGCGGCAGUUGAUAGCAGCAUGUCUGCUCUAACUUGGACUAAACUCCAGCUGAGACAACACAACAUACGGGUACUUCUUCAAAAAGCAGUCAGUGUCUGUCCAAACCAAGACUCCAGACACUGCAGCUCUGGGAAGCACAGAAGGAGGGUUGUUAUUACUGGGAUAGGGUUAGUGUGUCCUCUGGGCACAGGCACUGCACUGGCCUGGGAGCGCCUGGUGAAAGGCCACAGUGGGAUUGUUGCUCUUCACUCAGAGGAGUACAGGACUGUCCCCUGUAAAGUGGCAGCCCUGGUGCCCAGAGGGAAUGAACCGGGUCAGUUCAACGAGGAGAACUUUGCCUCUCGUGGGGAGAUCAACAGCAUGUCACCAGCCACUGUAAUGGCUCUUGGAGCUGCUCAGCUGGCUCUAGAGGACUCGGGUUGGUUCCCCAAAACCCCAGAAGAACAGCUCAAUACUGGGGUGGCUGUUGGCAUGGGCAUGGUGUCAUUGGAAGAAAUCUCUCGCACCUCCACUGCCUUCCAAGAGAAGGGCUACAAAAAAGUCAGUCCCUUCUUUGUACCUCGCAUCCUUGUCAACAUGGCUGCUGGGCACAUAAGCAUCCGGCACAAACUGAAGGGUCCAAACCAUGCAGUAUCCACGGCAUGCACCACGGGCGCACACGCCAUAGGUGAUGCAGCCAGGUUCAUUGCCCACGGGGAUGCAGUUGCUAUGGUUUCAGGGGGGACAGAAUCCUGUGUGGGCCCUCUGGCAGUAGCCGGCUUUGCAAGGGCACGCGCCCUCGCCACCAAAUGGAACGACAACCCCACGCAGGCGUCGAGACCCUUUCACCCAGAGAGAGACGGCUUUGUGAUGGGCGAGGGAGCGGCGGUGCUGCUUCUGGAGGAGCUGGAGCACGCGGUGCAGAGAGGAGCCAGGGUCUACGCUGAGGUCCUGGGGUACGGACUCUCAGGGGACGCCAGCCACAUCACUGCACCCACUGCAGACGGAGAUGGAGCAUUCAGGAGCAUGUCUGCAGCGCUCAGAGAUGCUGGCGUCUCCCCGGCAGAUGUGACGUACGUGAACGCUCACGCUACUUCCACUCCUUUGGGUGAUGCAGCGGAAAAUGCCGCCAUCAAGAGGCUCUUCCAGCACAGCUGUGAGAACCUGGCUGUCUCCUCCACGAAGGGAGCCACGGGACAUCUGCUCGGGGCCGCAGGUGCCCUGGAGGCGGCGUUCACCGCUCUGGCCUGCUACCACGGGGUCCUGCCCCCGACCCUCAACCUGGACCGAACCGAGCCAGAGUUCAACCUGAACUAUGUUCGCUGCACAGCGCAGCCGUGGAGCGCUCGGGGCCGGCGGGUCGCCCUCACAAACUCAUUUGGAUUUGGCGGCACCAACGCCUCGCUGUGUCUCAGCAGCACGAUGACGAACCCUUUAUAAAGAACUGAGAUCAUCUGCAGCUGUCAGCAGAACGGGUCAGAACUUCUGGUUCAGAGCUUCAAAGCUUUAAACUGUAAAGAUUAAAAUAAUAAAUCCUUGUUGUUUUGGGGAAUGUGAGUAAAACUGUAUUCUGCUCUCAGCUGCAGGAUCUGCUCAUCAAGUUUAACUGUUACAAGAUCAAUAAUAAUAUAAUAAUAAUAAUAACUUUAUUUAUAAAGCACCUUUCAGACAAGAAGUGCAGCCCAAAGUGCUUCACAGCAGGAACAUAACACUUAGUACAGAUUAGAAUAAGAACAUUUACAGAACAAUAAUCAGUGUUGAUGUAAAUGAGUCUGAAGCACCGUUAUAACAAUAGCAGAAUUAAAACAGUAUAAAUAACACUGGAGAUCAUGUCUAGUGUCCGUAUCUGUGCCGUACUGAACGACCUCCUGAACCACGUUUCAUCACCACUCCUGUAGAUGUUUUGAAACUGUCAGAGCCACAUGUUGAAAGCAUGAGAUCCACACUGUGACCUUCAGCUGGUUUAAAGACAGUUUCUCUCCAACAAUCUCACAUUUAUCAGAGAAGCUUCCUCUUGUUCCCGUGGUAACACCGGUCCACUCAGGUUUCUCAAAAAUACACUCUGAAGUUUAUCUCAGUUACUUUAAACAUGCAAUAUUAAACCAGGUAUAGCAAAACAUUUA